GCUGGACUGGCCGGGCCGGCGCCGCAGGAGGAGGAGGAGGGGGCAGAAGAAGACGCGGGUGGCAGAGCGGGUGGCCGCCAGAAGAGCUGAGUUGCCCCCGGACGACGAGCCAGGGCCCCGCAGUGCCGAGAUUGAAUAUUAUGGAAAUAUUUAGACUAGAGAAGAUGAGCUAAAUGUGUUUCAACCAUGUAGACAGAUUUUCAAGCCCUGAAAAAUGUCAGUUGUAUAAUGAAAGUGUUAAAAGCUUGCAAGAAAUCAGACAUCAGGAGCUGUAGGUUCCCACGCUGCUAAAGAACAUGACUGAAAAACUAAAGGAUUGCUUGGGAGAAAUGGUAACAAUCAAGACAGAACCAUGUUCUCCGUGCCAGGAAGAAGAAUAUGGACAAUUUGGCUCUCAAAAGUUUGACACUCACUCUAUGGAUGUGGAGCCUAAAAAGCUAAAAGGAAAGCAGGAGUUGGUUAUGUCCAAAAGUUUUCAGCAGGUUGAUUUCUGGUUUUGUGAGUCGUGCCAGGAGUACUUUGUAGAUGAAUGUCCAAAUCAUGGCCCACCAAUGUUUGUGUCUGAUACUCCAGUACCCAUUGGCAUCCCUGAAAGAGCUGUGCUCACUAUCCCUCCUGGCAUGGAAGUGAUCAAAGAUCCCAAUGGGGAACGAGAUGUGCGCUGCGUAAAUGAUGUUAUCCCCAAAGGUCGCAUCUUUGGACCAUAUGAAGGGAAGCUGUCUAGUCAGGACAAGUCAGCAGGAUUUUUCUCUUGGCUGAUUGUUGAUAAGAACAACCACUAUAAAUCCAUAGAUGGAACAGAUGAGACUACAUCAAACUGGAUGAGGUAUGUGGCUAUAUCUCGAGAGGAGAGAGAGCAGAACCUAAUGGCAUUUCAGCACAGCGAGAGGAUUUAUUUUCGGACUUGUCGGGACAUCCGGCCAGGGGAGAGACUAAGGGUCUGGUAUAGUGAAGAUUACAUGAAGCGGCUGCACAGUAUGUCUCAGGAGACCAUCAACCGAAACCUCACAAGAGGGGACAGAAGAUUACUAAGAGAAAAGACAGAAAGAAUUCUAGAAAGCCAAGAAGAUGUGAUCUACCCUCUUGAGCUCACUACAUCAAAACCAGGGAAGAGUUCCUACAAACGUAGCUUUGAAGAAGGGAUAUCUCAACCCCAAACCAAGAAAAAGAAAAUAGACCUCAUCUUCAAAGAUGUCCUAGAAGCUUCUCUGGAAUCAACUAAGGUAGAAGAUCAUAAGUUCACCAAAAAUUCUACCCCUUCCACUCGAAAAUCCUUGAGAUUCCAAAUCCAAGAUAUUUCAGAAACAUGUGGGACUAAUGUUAAAGACAGUUCUCCUAAUCACAGUAGACACAAAAAUGAGGGUGAGUGGAAGGUCCCUCACAGUUCUCACUUUACCACAUCCAAAGAAAUUGGCUUGCUGGAAGAGGAAGGUGAAGAACCUUUGUCGUUUAAAGUGAACAGUCCCACUGUUGAUGAUGAUGCUCUCGAACUCCCAACAACUUCCUUGUGUCCCAACUGCAUACGGCUGAAAAGAAAGAUUCGGGAAUUGCAGGCUGAGCUAAAUCUGCUAAGAUCUGGCAAGUUAGCUGAGCCAUCUCUACUACCUCCUCAGGUACCUGAAUAUCAAGCAUUUUCAUAUCCCACUGCUUCAGAAAGCAUCAUGUCUGUUCCUACCAUAAUGGAAGAUGAUGAUCAGGAAGUAGAUUCAGCAGAUGAAUCGGUUUCAAAUGACAUAAUAACAGCCACCGAUGAGCCUUCCAAGAUGUCUGCUGUCACCAGAAGGAUCCGGCGCUUCAAGCAAGAGUGGCUAAAAAAGUUCUGGUUUCUGCGGUACUCUCCUACGUUGAAUGAAAUGUGGUGUCAUGUCUGUCGGCAAUAUACAGUGCAGUCUUCUCGAACUUCAGCCUUCAUCAUUGGCUCAAAGCAAUUCAAGAUCCACACUAUAAAACUUCAUAGCCAGAGCAAUCUCCACAAGAAGUGCCUGCAGCUCUACCGGCUCAGGAUGCACCCAGAGAAGACAGAAGAGAUGUGUCGAAAUAUGACUUUAUUGUUUAAUACAGCCUACCAUUUAGCGAUGGAAGGACGGCCAUAUUGUGACUUUAGACCUCUUGCAGAACUACUGAGAAAGUGCGAACUCAAAGUGGUGGAUCAAUAUAUGAAUGAGGGAGACUGUCAAAUCUUAAUCCAUCAUAUUGCUAGAGCUCUUAGAGAAGAUCUCAUUGAACGGGUGAGGCAGUCUCCUUUCCUCAGUAUCAUUUUAGAUGGGCAGAGUGAUGACUUACUUGCUGACACUGUUGCAGUUUAUGUACAGUACGUCAGCAGCGACGGACCACCUGCCACUGAAUUCCUUUCUCUCCAAGAACUGGGAUUUUCUACAACGGAUAGUUAUGUUCAAGCAUUAGAUCGGGCUUUUACAUCUCUGGGAAUGAGGCUGCAAGAUGAAAAGCCAAGUGUUGGUUUGGGGAUAGAUGGUGCUAACAUUACUGCCAGUCUAAGAGCAAACAUAUACAUGACAAUCAGGAAAACUCUGCCUUGGUUGCUCUGCUUACCUCUAAUGGUACACAAGCCACACUUGGAAAUAUUGGAUGCAAUUAGUGGAAAAGAACUACCCUGCCUUGAGGAACUAGAGAACAACCUGAAGCAGUUACUCAGCUUUUACCGUUACUCUCCUAGGCUGAUGUGUGAGCUAAGGGUCACUGCUGCUACUCUCUGUGAAGAGACUGAGUUCUUGGGAGAUAUUCGAGCAAUCAAAUGGAUCAUUGGGGAACAAAAUGUCCUCAAUGCUCUCAUUAAGGACUACCUGGAAGUAGUGGCCCAUCUGAAAGAUGUCAGUGGCCAAACACAAAGAGCAGAUGCUUCUGCUAUUGCCUUGGCUCUCCUGCAAUUUCUUAUGGACUAUCAAUCCAUUAAGUUGAUAUAUUUUUUGCUUGAUGUCAUUGCAGUCCUUUCACGACUUGCCUUCAUUUUCCAAGGUGAAUACCUCCUUAUAUCCCAAGUAGAUGAUAAAAUAGAGGAGGCCAUCCAAGAAAUUAGCAGACUGGCGGACUCUCCAGGGGAAUACCUACAGGAAUUUGAGGAGAACUUCCGUGAAAGCUUUAAUGGUGUUGCUGUGAAAAACCUACGGGUGGCUGAAGCCAAAUUCCAGUCAAUUCGAGAAAAAAUAUGCCAGAAGACCCAAGUGAUUCUGGCACAAAGAUUUGAACCUCGCAGUCGAGCCUUUGUGAAAGCAUGCCAGGUUUUUGAUCUUGCAGCUUGGCCCCGAAGUGCAGAAGAACUUAUGAGCUAUGGAAGGGAAGACAUGAUGCAAAUAUUUGAACAUCUGGAGGCAGUGCCAUCUUUUUGCACAGAAAUCAGCAGAGAAGGCAUAGACACCAGAGGGAGUUUGCUCAUGGAAUGGCGAGAACUCAAGGUGGAUUAUUAUACCAAAAAUGGCUUUAAAGAUUUAAUCAGUCAUAUUUGUAAAUACAGACAGAGAUUUCCUCUUUUAAAUAAAAUAAUCCAGAUCCUCAAAGUCCUUCCCACUUCCACAGCAUGCUGCGAAAAGGGAAGAAAUGCUCUUCAAAGAGUGCGCAAAAACAAUCGUUCCCGACUUACUCUGGAACAACUCAGCGAUCUUUUGACAAUUGCUGUAAAUGGACCACCUAUUGCCAACUUCGAAGCCAAACGGGCACUAGACAGUUGGUUUGAGGAGAAAUCUAGCAAUAGUUAUGCACUGUCUGCAGAAAUGUUAAGCAGGAUGUCCACCCUGGAUCAGAAACCUGUGCUGCAAAGCAUGGACCACGGAUCAGAAUUUUAUCCUGAUAUUUAGCAAUGAAUGCCUCUUGUUUAGAGAACUGGUGAUUUUUUUUAAUCAAUACUCUAAGCUUUGGUAUAGUACACAUACACUCACACACAGAGACACACACACACACACACACACACACACAGAUGCACAUGUAUGAUGUAAACUCACACUGAAAAUGUAAGCUGAUCUGAUGGAAGCUAAGAGGAAUACAGCAACAUUUACUAUGUACUGACAUCUUCAACUGUGGCAGCUGCAAUGUAGGUGGCAACCUUUCAUUUUUCAGAAACACAUACUGGGGCCAUAGUCUGCAUUAUCAACCUGACUCAAUUUAUAAGCUAGACAUGGCAGGCCAAUGUCAUGCUACGUCUCUAUGCUUUUUAUGUGUAUGUCUGUUUUUUUACCUCUGGUAUUUUAGUUAUAGUCAGCUAUUGAGCCAUUUUAGCCCUUUGCUUAUCAUCAUUGGGAUUUCUGAGCCCUGUGCACACACAUCUUGGAAUUUGCUUCUAGCUUCUCAAUAUAGGUUACAUUGGAUCCCACUGGUAAUCUGGUUAAUUUCCAUGCUAUUGUCACUUAGCCUGAAUAAUUUUUCUUAGCAUGACACAUCAAUGGGCAAUUCCGGUGUUAGGCAAAUGUCCUGUGAAAACUCUACUAACAAGUUCAUACGUAUAUCUUCUUACAAUAUUGAUAGCAUGCUCCUGUGAAAAUAGCAUAAUUCAGAUUAGGGAAAUUGGGGGUGGGUUGUUUUUGCAUUUAUAUUUUUAUAUAGUGGGAAUAAGGAAAUUAAUUAAAACUCUUUACUGAAAACCCAGGCUGCUGUGGAAGCUAGAUAGCCAAUGAGUCAAAUCCUUUAAGAGGAUAUAGACUCCAGGGCUUAAAAAUACACAUAUGCUAAUUUUAUGUUAUUUAUACUUGGUCUUUAUAAUCAUAAAUUGAUUGUGUUUUAUGUUUGUUUGUUUUUAAUAAGUGAAAGAAAUACCUGCUGUCUUUGUGUGGCAGGAUAUAUCAAUGCAAAAUUCAUCUUUAUUGCUUAACACUUUUCAAGGUCCUUUUCCUGGUUCACAUAUCCUUCUUUUACUAACAUUUAAAGUUCCAUUGUGUGGCUAAAAGAAAAACAGGGUAUUGUGCAUAUACCUGUGAGCUUCUUUCAAAGAGUGCAUAGUCUAAUAGAUAUGUGGACUAUGAGAUUUGGAGCUAAACUAAUACAUGCAUUCUGAAGAACUUUUUUUAGCUUAAUAAAUAAGGAUUGUUUAGGAUAAACAAGCCUAAAUAAACAGAGAGCCUCCUCACCUGUUUGUGCCAUACCCUUCUGAUAUAUCCUAAAACAGUUUUGGGAAGUUUUGGCUGCAUUAGAGGAUCACAGGAAUAAAAAAUACAAUUUUGGCUGCAGGAUCUACUACGGUAGCAUGUUUCCAGAGGGACUAAACUCAUGCCAGUUUCCUUUUUUUUUCUUUUUGAAUACAGUAAAAUGAUGUCAGUUACACUGAACUAUCCAUUUUCCUUCCCUCCAGUCCAUUCCCAUUUUCUCCUUCUUCUUCCGGUUAGUCUUGGUGCUAAAUUUCUCUGGAACCAUUGCUGCUAGUAGGUAGUUUUUCAUUUAUAUAACAAUAUAUUGCGUUAUUUUUAAACAAUAUGUUUUCAGUGAUAAUGUAGCAUGUGGUUAAAACAGUCUCUCUCAGGACAUAUCUACACCGGCAUCUUUUUCAGUAUCGUUUUUGUGUGUUCGAUUUUAAUUUGUCUUUUGAUACUCAUUGUUCCAGUAAUCAUCCUGGCUUAAUUUUUAUGUUAUCGUUAUUUGCAAGAUUUUAAGCUUUUUUUUUAAAAAAAAUGUAGACAUAGAGUAUAAAAGAAAUGGGCAUCAUGCCUCCACACCACCUCCUAGGAUUGGCUAAUCAGAUGGAACUUUCAGAAAAACUUGUCCAGGCCAUCCCUGGGCAGAAAGGGAAAAUAUCUGAUUUAUAAUUUAUAAUAAUACAGAAGAUUAGCAUAAGAAGACUUUUUUAAAAAAAUAAAUAAGGAGAGAAAAG
Molecule: messenger RNA, 5809 nt
Organism: Thamnophis sirtalis
Lineage: Eukaryota; Metazoa; Chordata; Lepidosauria; Squamata; Natricidae
Gene: PRDM11
Product: PR/SET domain 11
Molecular function (GO): protein binding
Source: RefSeq, a predicted model, not a curated record